This is a messenger RNA of Elaeis guineensis (African oil palm), 2165 nucleotides long. The record is from RefSeq and is a predicted model, not a curated record. NCBI's taxonomy places the organism in Eukaryota, Viridiplantae, Streptophyta, Magnoliopsida, Arecales, Arecaceae.
CUCUCAUCACGUGCUAUGCAGGUGCCCGAUCGCUAGGAUCUCCGAAUGGGGAAUGCAAAACGCAAGCGGCAGGGAUGAGCCACGGAGGAUAGCGAGCGAGCUGACACCCGCACCCGCCGCCGACGAAGAUGAAUCCGAUUGUCGCCAUCGACAUCCCGCCCUUCAAACCACCUCCUUUCGUUCAGCUCCGCCACCCAGGCUCCGUCCUCCCCUUCGUCUCUCUGCCGCCCCCCCUGCGACUGCGAUUGCGACCAAUUCGAGCGCCCAUUCCCGUCCUCGCCGCCGCCCCCCAGCCCCCCUUCCGGGCCGCCUCUUCGGCGGAGGUGGACAUGAUCCGCGGCCGCGACGGUGUGUGGUCGGCGCGAACGGAACAGAGGGUGGUGGUCCUGUGGGACCUGGACAACAAACCCCCCCGGGGACCGCCUUACGAGGCCGCCGUCGCCCUUCGCCGCGUUGGGGAGCUAUUCGGCCACGUGGUCGACAUCUCGGCCUACGCGAACCGCCACGCGUUUGCCCACCUCCCCCAGUGGGUGCUCGCCCAGCGCCGCGAGCGCCGCCGCCUGGACGCCCUGGAACGCAAGGGCCUCGCCGUCCCCGACGAGCCCUACGUGUGCAGCGUCUGCGGCCGCCGCUGCCGCACCCGCCCGGACCUCAAGAAGCACUUCCGCCAGCUCCACGAGCGCGAGCGCCAGAAGAAGAUCUCCCGCAUGCGCUCCCUCAAGGGAAAGAAGCGCCAGCGCUACCGGGAGCGCUUCAUCGCCGGGAACCGCAAGUACGAGGAGGCCGCGCGCGAGCUGGUCACCCCCAAAACCGGGUACGGCCUCGCGUCGGAGCUCCGGCGGGCGGGGGUGCUCGUGCGGACGGUGGAGGACAAGCCCCAGGCGGCGGACUCCGCCCUCAAGCGGCAGAUGCAGCAUUCCUUGGCGCGGGGGAUCGAUUGGCUCCUCCUCGUCUCCGACGACUCCGACUUCUCGGAGAUGGUCCGGCGGGCCAGGGACUCGGACCUCCGCACCGUAGUGGUCGGGGACGGGCGGACGGUGCUGGGCCGGCACGCCGACCUCUGGGUGCCGUGGGCCCGCGUGGAGAACGGCCAGGUCGGCGAGGAGCUCUUGCAGUCAUGGCAGAGGAAGACAGGAUUUUCGACCAUUGGUAAUUAUGAUGAGGACCACGAGGAUGAUUGCGGAUAUAAAUACGAUUACGAGGAGGAGGAGGAGGAGAGGGAGAAGGGCUUCUAUUCGCCUGCUAGUUUUUCCGAGGAAGAUGGUGAUUCUGGAGGUUUGGAUGAGGUGGUCGAUGGGUUUGUAGUCGAUAAUUCUGGGAUUGGUGGUGUCAAGAUCUCGGCCUUUUCGGAGGAGGAGGCAUGGAGCGGGGAGAUUCUGGGAGAGGAUUUUGGGGACGAUAGCUUCCGAAUCAUGGAGCCAUCAUUGCCAGGUGAGGACUUGGUUUGGGAUAGUGUGGAAGAGGAGGACGGCUAACUUUAUCAACACAGGUCACUCAACUCUAGAGUAGUAGGCACAGUGGUAAGGCUUUCUUGCAACAUGAGGUACAGAACUUCUGGAAAAGGCUCUUGAAAGGGUUCAGAAUGAUAGUCAGUUGGCCUUAUCAGGUGAAAGCAUGAAUUGACUCCCAUGGUAGGAACUGUUGCAGGAAAGUAAAAAAAAAAAAAAAAGAAAAGAAAAUUCACUGCUUGCCAAAAUAAUCUCCUGGCGAGGUUUGAACUCAACUGAUGUAUAUGGCCUCAAACAUGUGGAGGUAAACCUUUAUAUUCAUGGACACCACAUAGAUCUGUAAAGGUGUAUACCAAAACGUUUAAAGAUCACGGCGAUGAAAAGUGGAAGUUCACUUAUCUGACUGUUGAGAGCGAGUGAGCUGCAGUUUGGUGCUAUAAUUUUAUUUUCCUUCUCAAGAUACUAGUGCGCUUCUUCUCUUUUUGUUCUCUCUCAUUGUCAUGCGUGUAAAGUGUGAAUUUAACUUGGAUCUAUUUGGUAGAAGGGCCUAUCUGUUGUGUUUAUUUAUCGUCUUUCACAUGGCCGACCCUGUCUCCUCUUUUGGGAGGUCAUGGUGACUCAGAGCCUGUUUACGUGUUGUCAUGGUGACUGGUAAGGUGGUUUUUAUAAAUUGGAAAGUAUAUUUUGUUUUUGAGAAAUAAAAUAUUUAUUGUUUGA